UUCAGUUUCAGUUCGUUUUUCAUCUGCUUCUGAUCUGCAAUGGAGAGAAAAUGGAUGUGAGAACGCGUGCAUCGUUCGAAAGAUAAAAAACACAAAAUAACUUCAAUAUUUCAACAUUUUAUAGUGACAAAAAUAUCCAAAUCCCAGUUAUAAACAUUCAUUCUACUUUUCUCUCCGUUUAAAUUGCUCGGAAGUAUCAUUGAAGUAAGAAAAAAAAACAAUAAAGUAAAACCUGAAACUUAAUUACAAGAAAAAGAAUGAAUUGAGAAAAAAUUAGUGCAGUGAAUUUUCAAUUUCAACCCGACAUCGUUUCCUCGUCUCGGUCUCCUCCCAUCUCUGUCCAUCGUCGUCGUUUCCCUAAUCUAUGUAUCUAUCUAUCUAUACACCUCGCACCACAAAAUCCAAUACAUAUAGAUUUAUGUAGCAAAAAGCAAAAGAAAAAAGUGAAUUAAUAAAAAGAAAAGCUUAGAAAAUGAAGCUAAAAAUAUAUAUCAAUUGCAAGCACAAGAAGCAGUAGUAUAGAAAAUAGAAAUAAGAAAAGCAGAAGAGUGAGGUGAAGAAGAAAAAUAUAUCAAAAUCAGCAGUUUUUUUUUGUUUUUUGGAAAAAGUAUCGAAAUCGAAUCGAAUUGAGUUUACAUGUGAACAACAUAGUGAGUGGUGAGAACGGGCGCGCGAGAAUUUAUUGAAAAAUUGAAAAAUAAAAUUGUUAAAAGUUUUCACUUGCCGAAGUUUUGUUGGUUUUUCUUUUCUCACAACUCGAGUUCAAGUCUUAUGUGAUGGAAGAGAAAGAAUAGAAGUUGAUGAUAACAAAAUAUAAAAUAAAGUGUUAGUUGAAGGGAGAUAAAAAAGCGCAAACGAAGCAAGACUAAGCAGGAGGAAUAAUGUUCAUCGUCGUCGGAUCGAAGAAAUCUCCGCUUAAGUUCUUGAAUUAAAAAAAAAAGAAAAAAUAAUUUCAAUUUAUUUUGGCUGCUUAUUCUACGCUCUACGGAAAAGGAAAACGCUUGUGCUGUUGAGUGUUCGUUGCGUUGGACGUUGUUCGCUCGGUUUCAUGGAAGUCUUCCCUUGUCAAAACUGCAUUUUUACACCAAUAACAUGACAUGUAAACAUUAUACAAAAUAGGCAAAUGAAUAAAACGUCAGAAAAGAACACUAAAACACAACAUCAAACGUGAUUCAACCCCAUGUGCAUUAUUAAAAUAUACAAUAGUAAUAGUUUAAAAAAAUCAUAAUAUUAAACAAACAAAAAAUGACAUUAUGUUGUUCAUAAAACAUGGGACUUCGUCGAUAUCUUAACAAAGCUUAUGUUUGCAAUCGAAUUAAGAUUUAUAUUUUAUGAAACAUAUAUUUGUUUCUAUUUUUUUUAAAUCGGUUAAAUAAUUUUUAUUAAGUUUUCUUAUUUUUAAAUUUGUUUUUGGGAUUUUCUGAAUAGAAAAUCACAUUUUUUUUUAUAAAAAAAAACAACAUAUACUACUCAUGCACGUAUAUUUCGUACAAAAUACAAUAAAACAAAAGCUGUUGUCUGUUUAUUAAAACAACGGCAAAAGACGCCAAACAAACAGAAUCUAAACAUAAAAACACACAUCUUCAUAAUUCAUAAUCGCAUCAUCAUUAAUUCAAACAUCGUCGUCGUUGUGGUCCACUUGUGAUAUUACCAUCGCCAUCAUCGCUUCAAUAAGUGACUUCGUAAGAACAGAUCGAUCGAUAUUAUAUUUGUAUAGUAUCGAGAACGAUCGAAUUGGCGUGGUGCAGCCCCGAAAGCAGAAAAAAGUAUGGCAACACCACAAGUCAAAGAUUUGGUGUUGCGAUCGCCAGCUGGGUCAUCGGAAGUUGUGACAUUCUCUUGGCCCUUACAAAUUGGCCAUGGCCAGGAUAAACACGAUAAUGGCAUCGAUAUUAUUGAUACGAUUAAAUUCGUAUGUGAGGAGCUGCCGGGAAUUAGUUCUGCAUUUGAAGAAGUUAAUUUGAAUAACAUCGACACUGCCUGCUAUAAGACUAUGACCAAUCUUGUCGAUAGAUUUAAUAAAGCCGUUGAUAGUAUCGUCGCAUUGGAAAAAGGAACAUCACUGCCAACUGAAAGGCUGAACAAAUUUGCUGAUCCAAGCCUUCUCCGUCAUAUUUUACAAUUAGUAUAUAAUGCUGCCGUUAGUGAUCCUGACAAACUCAAUAAUUAUGAACCUUUUUCACCGGAAGUUUAUGGUGAAACGUCUUAUGAGCUCGUUCAACAGAUGAUCAAACACGUUACAGUCAAUCAAGAUGACACGUUUAUUGAUUUGGGUUCUGGAGUGGGACAAGUAGUUUUACAAAUGGCUGGCUCAUUUCCUUUAAAAACUUGUAUUGGCAUCGAAAAAGCCGAUACGCCUGCUCGCUAUGCCCAGCGAAUGGAUACAUUUUUUCGUCAAUACAUGGCUUGGUUUGGAAAACGAUUUUGCGAGUACAAACUGCUUAAGGGCGAUUUCUUGGUGGACGAACACCGUGAGAAAAUCACCUCUUCCACUUUGGUUUUUGUCAAUAAUUUUGCCUUUGGGCCAAAUGUGGAUCAUCAGUUGAAGGAAAGAUUUGCUGACCUGCGGGAUGGUGCUCGAAUUGUUUCUUCAAAGAGUUUUUGUCCGCUUAACUUUCGAAUUACCGAUAGAAAUCUAAGUGACAUUGGAACAAUAAUGCAUCUUAGUGAAAUACCCCCCUUGAAAGGAUCGGUAUCGUGGACAUGCAAACCCGUAUCUUAUUAUUUGCAUGUCAUCGAUCGUACGAUACUUGAGCGGUAUUUUCAGCGAAUGAAAAGUCACAAAGGACCCGAACACAACGAACAUGUUGGUUCAACACGAACUACCCGCGAUCGUGCCAAACGUGAGGCAAAUCACCAAAACCAAAACCAUAAUAACAAUCAUGCCAAUUCUGUAAAUAACUCCUUAAACGCCAAUAACAGCAGCAACUCUAAUACUCCCACCAUGAAUUCGAAUUCAAAUUCCACUGGAUCAACUACAACAAAUGCCCAAAAUGGUAAAGCCUCCACAAAAAUGGAUGAAUCUUCGACAGAUAGCGAGGCUGAGGCGGUAGUUGCUGGAACUGCUCCAACGACGACACGUCGCACAUGGUCAGAUUGGUGCAGUUCGAAAGGCAAGAGCAGCCAAUCAGAUGACGAGGAAAAUAACAACUUCUCGAGUACAACAAAUUCUAGAAAUAUUCGCGCUGCAACGCAGAAGCGAAAAAAAUUGACACGAAAAGCAGCUAUUGCGAGUAAAUCAGCUGCGGCGGCAGCAGCGGCGCAAGCAGCAGCUGAGAAAAUUGCCGCUGCAGCAGCACAAAAGGAAUCUGGCAAUCUUGCAGCACCGAAUGCUGUUGGUGGUGCCAAACGAAAGGGUCGCAUGAAAAAGGGAGGAGGUCGUGGCAAGAAGAGUUUGAAAAUAGUUGGUUUGGAUGUGCUUCACACUCAAACUUUACUCAGCACGAGUGCAGAAAUGAUGUGCAAAAAGUUGCCACCAGCUCCAGGUUGUGUAGAUCAGCAAUUAACUUCGCUGACAGGUGAUAUGAGCCACACGGAAUUGGAUAUUCCGCAAGCGCCCUCAGACACUCCGUAUGCUUUACAAAUUAUUUUGGACGUAUUUCGACAACAGUACAUGACCAUGAUUGAUAACAUGAAAUCUAAGUCAUUUGUACCUAAUCUCAAGCGAAAGAUUCAGAUGGAGCAAGAGCGAAAGCAACGUAUUAAGAAUCGUGCCAGUCAAUUGGACAAACAAAUUAAAGUUCUUAUCGACGAUAGUGUUGCUUUGUUGAAAGCUCGUAUGAAUGAACUUGGCAUAAACAUGUCAUCUCCAAACGAUUUGCUGGCAAAAGCUAAGGAAAUUGUUGGUCGUCAUAAGGAGCUGCAGGGAAUGGUUAAGAAAAUGUCAAGUCAAGUGACAGCUGGGGAAAUUGAACAGAAACGGCUCUUAAAGAAGAAUCUCCAUAGCUUGCCUGAAUUCGCUAAGUUAACAAAGCAAAAGAAUGGAACAGCCGAAACUUUGGAUAUAUCCGAAGCAGCUGCCCACGACCUACUAUUGAAAGAAAUCGCUAAUACUUUGGUGCAAAGGAAAAAACUUUACGCUCAGGUAUCAACCAUUGAAAAAGAGAGUAUUACGCUUGAGAAGGUAGUGGAAGAACGCAAAACUGCCGCGGCACUUCUGGCACAGGGAACGAAUUUAAGUAUUGCAACAUCUGUAGCUCCAGCGCCUGUCACUACAUCAAGUACGACGACUACCACAACAAGUAAAUCAAUGCAUGCAAAGUCGUCGAGGCGAAGUAGAGACCAUCGGACGCGCUCCCAAGAAUGGCCAGAUGUUCCAGACGUUGGUAAAAUUGAAGAAAGUAAUCCCGAAGUUCUGGCGCAAAAGAUUCUCGAAACGGGAAGGCAAAUAGAAGCGGGUAAAAUUCCAAGCUACAAGCAUAAAGACGAGAGAUCGAAUAAACAUCGCAGCAGUAGUAGCGAACACAACACACACCACCAUCAACAAUUCCCCGCGCACCACUCAGGACCAGAUAGUGCACUUAUGCCAGCACCACCUCAAGGUGGCCUGAAGCAACAACAAAUUCCCAUCGUAGCCAAUCAUGUAUCGGUGACUGCAAGUGUUGGACGAGGCAGUAGUAAAUCAUCGAAAAAUCACCAAGAAUCUCCAAAAGUAGCUAAUUUCGAGGAUCGCCUGAAGAGUAUUAUUACUUCAGCACUGAAUGAAGAUCAGGAGCAUAGAAAAUCUCAACAUCAACCAGUCGAAACAACUGCUCCUCUCCCGCCUGUAUCACCGGCGAAGAAGUCCUCUUCAAAAUCUUCGACUAACACCCACCAACAUCAGCAGACGGCGCAACAACAAAUGCACCACCAUCAUCUGAGCAAUAUUAUAACAGUGGCAACUCAGGGACUCACGCAUUUGAAUUCGACAACGACGAUUUCGCCAAUAACUCCGCCACUGCAGCAACAUCAUUACGGACAUAGUGUGCCCAAUCAAAAUGGGCCAAUUCAUCAUAUGCACCACCAUUCGCAAACGAUGCCACCAACAGCUCAUAGUGGUUAUAAAUCAUCCUCUGCAAUACCUUCUAACCUGGGGUCAUCUUUUUCCAAGCAGUCAACGUCGUCUUCCUCCAUAUCAUCAUCAACUUCUCUGCCGCCGAAUUCUUCGGGAUCAUCUUCUUCAUCAUUAUCCGCCCACCAUCAGCAACAUCAAAAAUAUCCUAAAUCCAAUCCCUCGAGUAGCAGUUCUUCUUCCUCGCUUGAACGAGGAGUUUCGAUGCAUCAGUUGCAUGCUCACAAUCAACAUCAUUCGGCACAACUACAGCAGCCAUCGAAUGCACAUCAACAUGCUGCGCUGUAUGCUGCCGCAACGGACUUAGCUUUUCGGCGAAAUUAUGAACACCAUUACCAGGAGUUCAAGGCACCGGAGACUAUGAACCGAACUCUUGUUGAAGAACCAACCAGAAGUCAUUCGGCUUCUUCAGACUCGGCAAUGUAUUAUCCACCGACAAGGGAUCGUCUUCUAUCCAUUGAAAGAAAUCAACAGCAACAGCCAUUGCAACAACCAAGUCGACCUAGUUCAAGUUCUUCUCAACCAGAUUAUACCCAAGUCUCUCCAGCCAAAAUGGCUCUACGAAGGCAUUUGUCACAAGAAAAAUUGGCCAAUCAGCAUGUGGGGCCCGCAAAUGGUAGUAAUGGAAGUGUAAUGGCGAGCAAGACAAUUGGAGACUUAGUAAAUGGAGAAAUAGAAAGAACUUUAGAGAUAUCCCACCAGAGUAUCAUAAACGCUGUGGUCAAUAUGAGUGCUAUGACAGUGCCUCCAACAACGGCUGGUAACGGUUCAACGUCUACACAAUCCACAACAGAACGGCCUAUAAUUAAUCCAAAUGCUCAACGUCCUGAACGAGUCCAUGUACGCGUCUUGGAUGAAAUUUCAACGCAGCAAAAUCACCCAGCUCCCUCUCAUCAUCCCCAACAGCACCAACAACAUCAUCAUGGCCAUCACCCGUAUAAUCAAAUAUCACCACGAUCGAGAAGUGAUGGAAGCAUGUCUGAGAUAAAGAAAUCUCCAGCUCACAAUCUAACAACAUUAGCGCAAGUUGCAUACAAUCAAAAAAUAAUAUCAAAGCCACAGCAACAACCAUCGUCUUCUUCGUCAAUUGGUAGGCAAACAAAUACAAUGAGUUGUACGUCUGUAGGAUAUCAACAACAACAACAUUCAAUGCCCUCAGCUACUAGUGGAAGUGGAAGUGGAACCCUUCCCCAUCCUUCGCCAACAUCUUCAUCAUCAAGAAAUAACGCGAACUCGAAGCGGGAUUAUUCAAAGGUAGCCUUGCCCCGUGCUGAAAUGAAGCCCUGCUUGGAAUCGUACUUUAAUGAAGAACCCAAGUCGACUCCAGUUACUGCUUCCAUAUGUAUGAAGGAAAGAAUGUCAAAUAGGCGAAUUAAUGGAAAUCCACCCUUAGAAGGGCUAGCAGUUUCUCUACAGGAUCACGUCAUGGCAUCGCGAAAAUUCAAGGAGGAAAGCGAAGAGCGGCAACGUAGAUCUGAAUUAGCUGCUGCACAUUUUCAACAUUCUAAUGCAACAUCGAAUACAUCAAAUGUUCAUUCACUGACCCAACAUCAUGAUACAAAAUCAUCUCCGAUUAAGGUUGAAAUUGGAAUGAAGCGAACUUCGCCAAUAGCUCAUCAUCCGCGUCCAUCCAAAAUUCCUCACUAUUCUUCCCACGAACACCUUAUGGCGGUCAAUACAAACACGAAUAGCAAUAGCUGUAGCAGCACCAAUAAUGGUCGUGCAUCAAAUUCAUCCCUCGAACCGCCGCUUAUGAGUCCUGAAAUUAAUUCACUCAUGACUGACGAGAGACCAUUGCAAUUGUCGUCUCGUCCACGCACAACGGACGACGAUGACGUUAUACCAGAUGAUGAGACCCAUUGGCAAGAUCGUGUGAGCUCUGGAUUUGAUCGUUUGGUAGCAUUCGCUUCAACGGAACUUGAUAAAACACGCCGCUCAAUUGAUACUGAUACAGCGCCAUCUAUUAGUUGUAACACAUCACCGGAUUCAGGAAUAACGCACAGCAGUAAUAGUGAGGCCCGUACAUUCCUUUCGACUUCAUCUUCAUCGUCUCAGUUAGACAUCGGUGCCCAUACGGAUCCAAUGAGCGACAGCAGCACAAAAUCAUCACACGAUGUUGUUUCAAUCAGUAAAACUUCGAUAGUCGAUGAUGCAAUUGAAAGUCCACCAUUGUCUGAUAUCGGACUUCCUCGGACACCCAGUCCAUCAGCAGUGACCCCGCCAUUGGGAUCGCUAUUAUUUCCCCAGCAGCCACCAACUACAUCCGCUCCAUCAGAAUCUAAUGUCACAUCGGGAUCAAAAGCCUCAACAACAUCAUCAUCAUCAUCAUCUUCCUCCUCCACGGUACAACCAUGUCUUAAAAUUCCACUCAAGUAUCAACGCAAAUCGAAAACAUCUUCGGAGAAACAUUACAAGAAGAAAUUCUGUGAAAGAAACUGGGGAUUUGAAGAUGAGACACUUUACGGAUCGGGCGAUGCUGCAACUAGCGAGUGUAAUGGGAUGUUGGCCGGUGCAAGCAGCUCUUUAAUAAACAACCAUCGAAAAGAAGAAGUAAGUGCCAUGCAUCAUAAAGCUUCAAAAUUUCGACCGAAAGGAAAGGAUUGGGAUUGGUCAGUAGAGAGUAAAAACAAGGGAAGCAAUGUAACGACGGCUUCCUCAUCCACGGUGGUAGGUAUAUAAGUAGAGAAAAUCCUGUUUUGGCCUGAGAGUUUUCCUUUUGAUUUGUUAUUUUAUUUCUUUAAGUUAUAUUCUAUUUAACUAAACAGAUAAAACUUUGUAAUUAAAUUUAAAUUUGACGUUUUUAUAUUGAUUUAUUUAUGUAUUUUUUGUUAGUUUUUGCAUUUUAAUUGAGAUAUUUUGUAUUGUUCUUUGUUCUACAGAGUUUUUCUUUUUAUUUAUUAUAAGCAAAGUCAAAAUUAUUAUUAAUUUUAUCUUUACAUACAUACAUGUGUUUGUAUUUUAUUUAUUUUACCUUGUUAAACAUAAUCAGACUUAUUUAAUGUUUUGUUAUUUUUGUUUGAAUCAAAUUAUAAUUAAUGAUGGUUAAAGUUCAUACUAAACAUCUUACAACUCUAAUCUUACAAAAAAAAAAUAUAGUAAAUGCCUUUAGAACAGUUUUUUCUGCAAUAGAUUGCCUGGGACCAAAUAAAGUGUAUUCGAAUAAUUGGUAUAAUUUUCUUUCCAACAUUUUUUGGUAUAUCUAUUCAUACCUUCCAACCAAUUUGAUCAACCAAUAAAAAUACAUUUCGCAAUACAAUUUAAUUUGUAUUUUGAAAGCAUGCUUUUUAGGAUUUUGGUGUAGUUGCAAAACAGUUGGAAAACUGGUACAGUUAAUAUCGUGAUAGGUAUUUUUUUUGAACGAACGUACAAUGUACAUUUCAAUUUUAUUCUAUGAACAAUAAAAAGAUUGUAUUUAAAAGAAAGAGUUUCAAGUCAAAUUUAAUUCAAUAAGUAAUUUUAUUUUCGAAUUCUGAAAAUGCUAUUCAGCCCUAAUCUGCAAUUCACGUGGAUCGUAUAUUAGAAUCACCAAUUUGAUUCCCUUUCACACUGCCUUUGCAUUCUGCUAUCCAUCGGGUGAACUACAUUAUCCCAAACCAAUUUGACAUUCAAAUAAACAGCUACAAAUCUUGGG
Messenger RNA from Eupeodes corollae, 8681 nucleotides. It is a transcript of the gene gpp, whose product is annotated as histone-lysine N-methyltransferase, H3 lysine-79 specific. The record is from RefSeq and is a predicted model, not a curated record. Lineage: Eukaryota; Metazoa; Arthropoda; Insecta; Diptera; Syrphidae. Gene Ontology annotation, biological process: regulation of transcription regulatory region DNA binding; DNA repair; DNA damage checkpoint signaling. Gene Ontology annotation, molecular function: histone H3K79 methyltransferase activity. The coding region runs from base 1769 to 7729 and encodes 1986 amino acids. Gene Ontology annotation, cellular component: nucleus. The transcript has 8 exons.